Messenger RNA from Labeo rohita (rohu), 1627 nucleotides. RefSeq names its product butyrophilin-like protein 2. Gene Ontology annotation, cellular component: external side of plasma membrane. Gene Ontology annotation, biological process: positive regulation of T cell proliferation; T cell costimulation; cell surface receptor signaling pathway. Lineage: Eukaryota; Metazoa; Chordata; Actinopteri; Cypriniformes; Cyprinidae. The record is from RefSeq and is a predicted model, not a curated record. The transcript is spliced from 6 exons. The coding region runs from base 40 to 1590 and encodes 516 amino acids.
UUUGGCGAUCCAGAAAAAUGAUCGCAACUUUAACUGAACAUGGACCUGCUUAUGUUCGUUUUUCUGACUGUAAUUCCAGUUUUAUCGAAUGGAUUGACUGUGCGUGGUCCCUCUGGUCCUCUGGUUGCUCCUCUGGGAUCUUCAGUGGUUUUGCCCUGUUCUGUUGAUCAACUUUUAUCAGUGGAGGAUCUGGAGGUGGAAUGGAGAAGAACAGACUCAGACACUUUAGUUCAUCUGUUUCAAGAUGGUGAGAGUCAAACAGGGGUCCAGCAGCAGGAUUAUCAGGAUAGAGCUCAUUUCUUUACUGAGGAGAUUCAACGUGGAAACUUCUCCCUCCGGCUGGACGAUCUGAGAGCUGAAGAUGAGGGACAAUACACAUGUACAGUUUACAGUCAGCAAGAGUCUGGAGAAACUGUGAUUGAAAUAAAAGUUAAUGAUGUUGAGCGUUUGAGAGUUUCAGGAUCGAGUCGCUCUGUAUCUGCAUCUGUGGGUGAAGACGUCACUCUGAGCUGCUCUGUAGAUUCUCACAUCACACCUGAAGACUUUGAAGUUUCGUGGAAGAAAACAGAUGAAGAUGAAGAUAUUGUGGUUCUGCUCUACCAAGAUAAUGAGGCUUUUCCAGAUUCAGCGCAUGAGCGAUACAGAGACAGAGUUGAGUUCUUCACUGAUGAAAUCCCCAAAGGAAACUUCUCUCUCAGACUGAAGAGUGUCAGAACUGAGGAUAAAGGAGUUUACAUGUGUAAGGUGUUUGCUGGAGGACUUUCAGCCAAUACAACUGUAGAACUGGAGAGACUGGGUUUCUCUGUUUUACACAUAAUGGUGUUGAUUCUCUGUAUUUCUGCAUCUGGAUCUGCACUGCUGCUCUUCUGUCUGAUCUACUGUAGAUCAUCUACUAAAGGUUUGAUUUUGCAAAAUUCUAACACUAAUGUUCAUCUGGGAGGUUCAGUGGUUUUGCCCUGUCAUGUUCCUCCAAACUUACUAACUGAAGAUCUGAAGGUGGAAUGGAGAAAAACAACAAAAAACUCAGUGACUCUGGUUCAUCUGUAUGAAGAUGGUCAGUGUCAAACAGAGAAACAACAGCAGGAUUAUAAAGAAAGAGCUCAUUUCCUUACUGAUCACAUUAAACAUGGAAACUUCUCCCUCCGUCUGGACAAACUGACAGCUGAAGAUGAAGGACAAUAUACAUGUAGAGUUUACAACAAGAGCGAUUGUGUGUUUUCAGCCAAGGCAAAACUGACUCUGAAGAUCCUUAUGAGUGGCAAAGUCAUUUCUCUGGGAGGUUCAGUGGAUUUGCCCUGUCAGGUCAAAAAAAGCUUGUUAGAGAACAAUCUGAAGGUGGAGUGGAGAAGAGCAGACUCAGAGAAUCUGGUUCAUCUGUAUGAAGAUGGCAAGAGUCAAACAGACAAACAACACAAGGAUUAUCACAAAAGAGCUCAUUUCUUAAAGAAGAAGAUUAAAGAUGGAAACUUCUCCCUCCGUCUGAAAAAACUGAGAGCUGGAGAUGAAGGGAUUUACAGAUGUAAAGUUUACAGGGACCAGAACUGUGUGCGUUCAGCCAAUGAAGAGUUGAAACUAGGUAAGUGUAAAUAAAAGAUAAAAUAAUAGAAACUGCUGCUGUUGUUGCCCU